AAAUGAAACUAUAAUCGAUUUACUUCUUUAAUCUCAGACUUCCGCAACAUUAUGAGACAAAAUACCUAAUCGGAGCACUUUUCAAAACAAUCAUUUUUCGAAUGUUAAAAAAAAAUUAUUUCGAUGCUCUAUUUAUAGAAAAAUAUUCUAUGACGAACUGUUUUAACGCACACAAAUAGAGAACAAAUCCUUGCUUGAAACAGAGGCUAAUUAGUAAUGGCUUUCUGCUUUUAAUAGAACACUUUACAGGGCUCCCCUACGCGCAAAGUGUCUUAUUUUAAUCUUUAACUCAAUCGUUCAACUUUAAAAUAAUUUACCAUCAAUAGAUUUUAUUUUUGUGUUUUUUUUCGAAUUCCGCAUUCCGAUGACCUAUUUUGACUGGAGUAUUCUAAAAGAAAUUCUCUAUAAAUGCUCUUGUGUAGCAAACAAUAUGCUGCCAUUUUAAUAUUGAAGGAAAAAGAAUGAACAGGGAGAUAUUUUUUCAGAUAUUUUUACUCGUGUUAAUGUGGGGAUUAGCGCGAUCCAAAACAGCUAUUGCAUAUAAACUUCAAGCACAAGCUACAGAAUAUAAAUCAAGUUACGAUGCCUACGAGCAUCCACCACAUCCUUUCCAUUUCGGAUAUGACGUUCUUGAUGAAUAUGGAAAUAAACAACAACGACAAGAACAAGGAGAUCAACAUGGCAAUGUGAAAGGUAGCUAUGGAUAUACCGAUGCACAUGGCGUGUACAGACACGUAGAUUAUGUGGCUGAUCAUUCGGGAUUCAGAGCUGUCGUACAGUCCAAUGAACCUGGCCUUUCCAACGAUGAUCCAGCUGAUGUUAAACUUACAGCCAAGUCACCCCCAGCACAUAUACUGGAGCAGCAAAUUGGAAAAGUUGACAUCGGAUAUUCUGAACCAAAAUUGUACUUAAAAUCAGUCACUAAACCAGUAUACAGGGAAACAUAUUCAUCUGUAUAACAUGAUAUAGAAAUCAUUCAUCAUUAUCAUAUGUUGCAUAUAAAAUAAAUAAACUAGAUAUUAAAAAAA
This is a messenger RNA of Parasteatoda tepidariorum (common house spider), 1028 nucleotides long. RefSeq names its product cuticle protein 10.9. The record is from RefSeq and is a predicted model, not a curated record. Gene Ontology annotation, cellular component: chitin-based extracellular matrix. Lineage: Eukaryota; Metazoa; Arthropoda; Arachnida; Araneae; Theridiidae. Gene Ontology annotation, molecular function: structural constituent of chitin-based larval cuticle.